AUGGCGGGAAUGCGGUAUAUCAAUGGACUGAUGGUGUUAAGACUGAUAACAAUAUGUACAGUCAUGCUGAUAAUGAAAGAUUUGGAUGUAAUAUACAACUUGAUAAGGCUAUCGAUUGAUUCACUGAAUGUGAAAUUAUUUUAUGUGAGCACUACACUAAGUAAUGACAUAUCUUCGCUGCGCUGGAAAGAUGUGGAUAUAUUCUUCCCACCAAAGCUCAAUGACACAAAAGCCGAGUUGUUACGACUUAACGAAUUAUUAGCUCGUAAGCAGUACAAAUGUGAGGACAGUAUCACUGUUGGUGAUAAUAAAGGAGCUUUUACGAUUUGUACUGAUGGGUCAAACAAGAAAAUGCGCGAUGCUUUGUUCAUCAGUGGUUCGCCAGAUAAUUUUGCUUCCUAUUUGACUGCAGUAAUUCCGGAACGAUGGACAUUUUUUGUUCCUGAAGGAUUCAGCGCACUUGACAGCUUAGGGAACGUUGAUGCGGAGAUGCAUUAUCUGUACCCUCUAAGCAGAAAUGAUGCCUGGGAUUUCGAUGAGAUAUUGAGUGAAGUAUCGAAUAGGCAAUUUGAUACCGCAUUCAUCAAUUUCUAUUCAGCCAUUCAAGACAGAGAAUCGAAAAUGACACGACUACAGGAACUUCGUGAUGCACCCAAGUUAAUGGAACAACUUUUGAAGGUUUUGCAGUCAAAUCAACUUCACCUGGUCAUCGAAAUAAGAAAUAUGGAAAAUUUGGUAUAUGACUGGUAUUUAUUACUUUAUCAGAUGUACCUCAAAUAUCAUUAUGCCCUUAUUGGAGCCGAAUCAAGUUCCGUCUGUGUCCAAGUGGUUCAUAGUUGUUGGUAUCGACUUAGUUUCAUGAAAAAGGCUCAUCAUCAAGUGGAAUUGCCUGUUUUUGGCUUCGGUUCUCCAGUGGAAGAGAAGAAGCGACUUAUGAAGUAUCUGACAGCUAAAGAGAAAAAUGUGGAAUGUAAUGAAGUGGCGGAGAAUGAAAACGAUAUACCUGUGCUUUGCCGGUUAAAUGUAAUGAAAAAUCCAUGCGCUGUUGUUUAUGUGAGUUAUCGUGAAUUUAAAGUGAUGGAGAAUUUCGAACACUUCCUUCCCUGUAAAGUUCAUUUUUUUUCGCCGGUGGAGUCGAAUCGAAGGUUGAUUUCAACCCCAAACGUGUAUCCUUAUGGUAUUUCACCAUAUUUUUCAAAAAAUUUCACAGUUCCUGAUGGCAACAAUAACAACUCAUGGCUUCUGAUAACUUUGUCAGAUAUGCUUAACAUUGUUAAUGAAUUUAGAAUAAAUAAAUUUAUUUUGGAUCUUAAUGGCGGAGAGUGGGAUGUUUUUCCUGCAUUGUUGGAAACAAUUCUAUUCAAGAAUAUUGUCCUGGAAGUAGAUCUCAGAGUUCGGUUUUGGAUUGGUGAAGACAAUGAAAAUUAUCGCCGUAUUCUGAUGUACUUCUUGCGACUUGAAAGUUUUGGAUUCAAAAAGUCAUAUUCGAAGAUCGGUGAUACCAGAGCAGUCGUCAAUUUUAGAAAUACUUUACUGGCUUAG
Loa loa (African eye worm) is the source of this 1542-nucleotide messenger RNA. RefSeq lists its product as hypothetical. The transcript is spliced from 9 exons. The record is from RefSeq and is a predicted model, not a curated record. The coding region runs from base 1 to 1542 and encodes 513 amino acids. Lineage: Eukaryota; Metazoa; Nematoda; Chromadorea; Rhabditida; Onchocercidae.